CGUCUUCGUGUGACGUCCUUCCUCCAGUGUCCAGGGGGGCGAAAAAACGAAGUAUCCUAAUGCUUGUCGGGGAAAUAAAAGUACGCCUAAAGAAGACGCAGUGUGACCGAAAAUGAAGACUGCAUAUCUAUCGUUAGUCAUUUAAAGUUUAGCGUUAAAGGAGACAUUGGAGCUGCUUUUACGUGACUUUGCCUCGAAGCGCACUUCCGUGUUGCGUGCUCACAGAUAUAAAUAACCAUGACUGUGUACGUGGUAUAUUAACUACACAUAAGCGCUGACAGCUCGAUAGAGACGUGGUUUAUUGUAACAACACGUCCUGCAGCCUGGGUCUUUCCCAGGCAUGAAGAGGAAAGCUGAAGCUAUGGGUGCAACUCACAGCUCUGUGUCUUCAGCUGCAGGACCGUCAUUUUCACUUUCACAGGAGGACCUGUUCUCUGCUCCUCUGGAGAUCCUGGAGGAGAUCUUCCUGAAUCUACCUUCCCAUCAGGUGGUUAAGGUUUGUCGGUUGGUGUGCCAUCAGUGGAAAGAAGUUGCUGACAGUGAGUCUCUGUGGAAAGAGAGAUGUCGAAGAGAGGGUAAUCGCCUCCGCGAUGCUUCCAAAAUCCCCAAAGACUGGAGGUUGUUUUACUUCUUGUGCAAGAAGAGAAGAAAUCUUCUCCAGAAUCCAAAAGCAGAAAAUCAAUUUAAGAACUGGCAGAUUCUGGAGAAUGGUGGUGAUAACUGGAAAGUGGAGGGAGUUAUGGUGCCACAUCCGAAUGAGACCAUCCAGAAAAACUUUGUGACGUCUUACGGGAUGUGCAGGAAGUCGCAGCUGAUUGAUUUGAAGGUGGAAGGUUACAACCCAUCGUUUAUGGAUCACUUCCAGCCAAACAUCAAAGUAUCUGAUUGGUAUGCCCCAAGAAGGGAUUGUGGAUGUAAAUAUGAGAUCUGUGUAGAAUUGCUGAAUCAAAGAAAGAAGGUUGUCCGGACAUUUGCUCCCGAGGCCGUUUACUUUGAGCAGUGGACCGACCCGAUAUGGAAUCAGAUGAUACAUGUAUUCCAGAACUAUGGACCAGGAGUGAGGUACGUUCGUUUCACCCACGGAGGAAAAGACACACAGUUCUGGGCAGGAUGGUAUGGAAUUCGUGUCACCGACAGCUGUGUUGAGAUAUGUCCAGCAAUAGACACAUAGAUCUUAGGUAUUCACUGACUGCCUGCUUCCUGCCUCUGCAUAAAAACUGCACCUUCUUUUUGGAAAUUGCACCAAUUGUUGUUUUUCUUUAUGUAAUCUAAAGUCCUUUUACACAACGAAGGAACAUUUUUUCCUGGUAUGAGGCUAUGAUAGCUUGAUGUGCAUCAGUUUUUUUAUGAAGUCAUUUUCAUAACAAGCCCAAUGUCGCACUUUAACAAGACAUACGCGUAGAUUUAUAUUAGCCUAGCAUGCUUUUAUGAUAUACGGUUCGUGAGUUAAAGCAGUGUUGUACAGCAGAACUAAAACAAAAUAUUUGUCUGAACACGAGUGGAAUUGAAAAUACUAUUCUAGAUUAUGUAAAUCUUAGUUUAUAAUAAAUAGUUAAAAGAAAUCUAAUUUAU
This is a messenger RNA of Anoplopoma fimbria (sablefish), 1572 nucleotides long. Its product is annotated as F-box only protein 6-like. Bases 341 to 1171 code for a protein of 276 amino acids. Lineage: Eukaryota; Metazoa; Chordata; Actinopteri; Perciformes; Anoplopomatidae. Gene Ontology annotation, cellular component: cytoplasm; SCF ubiquitin ligase complex. Gene Ontology annotation, biological process: SCF-dependent proteasomal ubiquitin-dependent protein catabolic process; glycoprotein catabolic process. The record is from RefSeq and is a predicted model, not a curated record. Gene Ontology annotation, molecular function: ubiquitin protein ligase activity; protein binding. The transcript has 6 exons.